GCGGGCCGGGGGGAGGGGCCUGCAGUCGGCUCUGAUCGCGCGGUGCAGAGAUGGGGGGGCCCCCAGCGAGGGCCGGAGCCCCCAGGCUCUCGGCCAGUCCUUCUUUCGUAGGUCUCCGGUCGGGCCAGAACCUGCGGGGUCCGGGCUGGGGCCCAGUGCACGCGGGUCCGGAGGCCGAGGAGCCGGGUGCAUGGGCGGCGGCAGAGCCCGCGGGCGCUGUCCAGGAGCUGGGCAGCCCAACCGGCCGGCUGGAGGUCUCGACGCCUCCGCCCGGCACCGGGCACAGCGUUGGGCACGGGUCAGGCCAGGGCAGCGGGUUCUCGCCGCGGGCCCCGCCCCGUGCUCGACUGACCUCCCCUCACCCUAGGCGGGGUCGCGUCCAGCAGGGUGAUCCUCCUAUGGCGGCUGUGCCGAGCGCCCUUUCCCGCGCCGCGCCCCGCUAACUUUGUUCUUACAGCACACAUGGUUCCACUCAGGGACCACCCCCCUCCCGUGGGGGAGCAACGUUUGGGGGCGAGUGGCGGAAGUGGCAAGACCAAGAGCAACAGGAAAUGACUUAGGGAAAGUCCCAACCGCAGCCCCCCAGCCCCCUGCCUGUAAACACUCCCCUCCGCUGCAGGCUGGGGGAGGGCCUGUGGGGCCCCAAGUGAGCGAAGGAACGAACCGACUUCCCCUUGCAGAAACGAGCGUUGCUGAGCCUCCACCCGGGUCCUCCAUCACCUCGGACGAGCCAUGUUCCAGGCUACAGGAGCCGCCCAGGCCACCCCUUCUCAUGAAGCCAAAGGCGGCAGCAGCAGCAGCAGCUCGGUGCAGCGUUCCAAGUCCUUCAGCCUGCGGGCCCAGGUGAAGGAGACCUGCACCGCCUGCCAGAAGACUGUGUACCCCAUGGAACGGCUGGUGGCAGACAAGCUCAUCUUCCACAGCUCUUGCUUCUGCUGCAAGCACUGUCACACCAAGCUCAGCCUGGGCAGCUACGCAGCGCUGCAUGGCGAGUUCUACUGCAAGCCCCACUUCCAGCAGCUCUUCAAGAGCAAAGGCAACUACGAUGAAGGCUUUGGCCGGAAGCAGCACAAGGAGCUGUGGGCCCACAAGGAAAUGGACCCCGGCACCAAGACAACCUGAUGUUGCUCCAACCCUCCACUCCCCGGGCAGAGCACCUGGAGCUGGGCAGUGGAAAGGGUGGGAAAGAGGUGGGAGCUGGGUUUGGGUUGGAGGAGGGGGCUAAGGCGGGAAGGAGAUGAGCCUGCAGAGACAGAAGCUUCCAGGGGCAGGGCUCUGCUCCAGGAGCCCUUCCUUCUCGCAGGGGGUCUGGGAACCAGGAUCAGAGGCUUGGUCACCACCCUGCUUCCUGCUU
This is a messenger RNA of Ochotona princeps (American pika), 1354 nucleotides long. It is a transcript of the gene LIMD2, whose product is annotated as LIM domain containing 2. Gene Ontology annotation, molecular function: actin filament binding. The record is from RefSeq and is a predicted model, not a curated record. NCBI's taxonomy places the organism in Eukaryota, Metazoa, Chordata, Mammalia, Lagomorpha, Ochotonidae. Bases 733 to 1122 code for a protein of 129 amino acids. Gene Ontology annotation, biological process: actin filament bundle assembly. The transcript is spliced from 4 exons. Gene Ontology annotation, cellular component: actin cytoskeleton; plasma membrane.